This is a messenger RNA of Arachis stenosperma, 438 nucleotides long. RefSeq lists its product as uncharacterized. Lineage: Eukaryota; Viridiplantae; Streptophyta; Magnoliopsida; Fabales; Fabaceae. The transcript has a single exon. The record is from RefSeq and is a predicted model, not a curated record. The coding region runs from base 199 to 411 and encodes 70 amino acids.
UUUGUCUUUUUAUCACUCAAGUUUAGCAUCAUAUCUUCUCCUUAACCACCAAGAAAUUCAUGCUCCUUAUUAAGAAACUUGAGCCACAUGGUCCACAGAAUUGACAGAGUCCCAUUCUCAAGCAUAUUCAACAUAUUAGUAGUAGAAGAGAGAGUGAUACACUGAAGUAGUGGAACAGAGGAGGCAGAGUAGACAAAGAUGAGUGCCGAUUGGGGACCGGUGAUCGUCGCGGUGGGACUGUUCAUCCUCCUAUCUCCAGGGCUGCUCUUCCAGUUCCCAUCAAGGUUUAGGGUUGUUGAGUUUGGAAACAUGAGCACUAGUGGAAUUUCCAUUUUAGUUCAUGCAAUCAUUUUCUUUUGUAUACUUACCAUCUUGGUUAUUGCUGUAGGCGUUCACAUACACAUUAAUUGAUACAAAUCAAUCCCAAGUUUCAUAGAA